Molecule: messenger RNA, 732 nt
Organism: Penicillium salamii
Lineage: Eukaryota; Fungi; Ascomycota; Eurotiomycetes; Eurotiales; Aspergillaceae
Source: the annotation of a GenBank genome assembly
AUGAAGCUCAUCGUUGCUGGUGCAACUGGUCUCCUGGGCACCGAGAUCAUUCGACAGACCCUGCGCAUACCCGAGAUCACGGAGGUCGUUGCAUUGGCCCGCAAACCUGUUCAUCUUGAUGAAGGCUCAGACAUUUCGAAGAUCAAAAGUGUCAUCAUUCGCGACUAUGGAGAGUACUCUGAUGAUGUGAAGGCCGAGUUCGCCGGUGCCGAUGCCUGUAUUUGGACCGUCGCUAUCACACCUUUCCGUAUCAAGAAUUUCGACUUCGCGGAAGUCAAACGCGUUUGUCAGGACUGCACGAAGAUCGGGUUCGAGGCUAUAUACCAGGCUGGACCUGCGCGUCCUUUCCGUUUUGUCUAUCUCAGCGCAGAUGGUACACCAAGGGAUCCGACGAAGAAGCCCGCUAUCUGGGGCGACUACCAAGUCAUGCGGUGCAAUACCGAACUGAUGGUCCUCAAGUUUCCCACAGAGCACGAGGGAGUGGACGUCUGUAUCGCUCAGCCUGGGGUCAUCGCAAACUCAAAUACCUGGUCGAGAGCCUUAGUGGCAAAUAUCUUCCGCGUCGUUAAUCUCGUGGGCCGACCCUUCCCGAAUGUUCACCGGAGUGAGCUUGCGGCGGCUGUGCUGAGCCAGGCUGUCAACGGAAUCGAGAAAGAGACACUUUUGAACGCUGAUCUUGUCCGUAUUGGCGUGAAAUCAUUGAAGUCCCAGAAAACCAUUCAGACCUCGUGA